GCCUCCGAAGAGCUGCUCAAGCAACAUUACAUUGACCUGAAAGACCGACCAUUCUACCCUGGUUUGGUGAAAUACAUGAACUCCGGGCCUGUUGUGGCCAUGGUAUGGGAAGGACUCAACGUGGUUAAAACCGGGAGAGUAAUGCUCGGGGAGACAAACCCUGCAGACUCUAAGCCUGGCACCAUCCGUGGUGACUUCUGCAUUCAAGUGGGAAGAAACAUCAUUCACGGCAGCGACUCUGUAGAAAGUGCGCAGAAGGAGAUCAACCUGUGGUUCAAACCCACAGAACUCAUCGAGUACAAAUCUUGUGCACAUGACUGGAUCUAUGAGUGAAAGGAGUUGCCACAAGGAAUUGUGCCUUCUUAACGUGUCAUCUCAUUCCAGCUGUUAACCUGGGAGCAAUUAUCACCACGGUUAUCUUAGUUUCGGAACUGUCAAAUAAAUGGAUAUGAA
Messenger RNA from Apaloderma vittatum (bar-tailed trogon), 453 nucleotides. Its product is annotated as nucleoside diphosphate kinase. The transcript has 3 exons. Lineage: Eukaryota; Metazoa; Chordata; Aves; Trogoniformes; Trogonidae. The record is from RefSeq and is a predicted model, not a curated record. Gene Ontology annotation, molecular function: nucleoside diphosphate kinase activity. Gene Ontology annotation, biological process: GTP biosynthetic process; UTP biosynthetic process; regulation of apoptotic process. The annotation marks the transcript as partial.